AUGGGUGACAAAAGGAAGACUAGGGAAAAUGUGGUCCCACUGCUGAAUGAGACCACGGACCUGGUAACACAGGACCUGGAAAAGGCUGAGAGUAACUUGUUUUUCUUUCUAGCCACCAAAGUUCUUGGCACAGUCAAGUGGUUCAAUGUCAGAAAUGGAUAUGGCUUUAUCAACAGAAAUGAUACCAAAGAAGAUGUGUUUGUUCAUCAGACAGCGAUAAAGAAAAACAACCCACGGAAGUAUCUGCGCAGUGUUGGUGAUGGAGAGACUGUAGAAUUUGAUGUGGUCGAGGGAGAGAAGGGUGCAGAAGCAGCUAAUGUCACUGGUCCAGAUGGAGUCCCUGUAGAAGGCAGCCGCUAUGCUGCAGACCGGCGCCGCUAUCGACGUGGCUAUUUUGGCCGACGCCGUGGACCACCUCGAAGUGGUGGUGAGGGAGAAAUCAAGGAUGGGGUCACAGAAGGAGGACAACUUCAUCAACAAGUCAAUAGGAAUCCUACGUAUCGUCCCCGCUAUCGCAGAGGGCCCCCGCGUCCACGCCCUGCCCCCGUGGCUGGAGAGGCUGAAAACAAAGAGAACCAUCAUGAGGCCAAUGCUAUGAGUCAGCAGCCACUUCGCCGUGGGUAUAGGCGCCCAUACAACUACCGGCGUCGACCUCGUCCACCCAAUGCUCCAGCUCAGGAUGGGAAAGAGACAAAGGUGACUGAAACACCUGCUGAAAAUCCUGCUCCAGUGACCGAGCAGAGUGGUGCUGAGUAAUGUCCGGCUCCCCAGGCACCUUUACGAUCCCUCAGGUGUCCUAAAAUACAACUCAAAAGUAACACCAAAGAAA
Haliaeetus leucocephalus (bald eagle) is the source of this 829-nucleotide messenger RNA. It is a transcript of the gene YBX3, whose product is annotated as Y box binding protein 3. Gene Ontology annotation, molecular function: nucleic acid binding. Gene Ontology annotation, cellular component: nucleus. The transcript has 9 exons. NCBI's taxonomy places the organism in Eukaryota, Metazoa, Chordata, Aves, Accipitriformes, Accipitridae. The record is from RefSeq and is a predicted model, not a curated record. Bases 1 to 756 code for a protein of 251 amino acids. Gene Ontology annotation, biological process: regulation of gene expression.